UUUCAAUGGCAACUUUAUUAUAAACGUCGAAUAACUCAAUUUGUAUUUUUAAAACAGUGUUAAUGAUGUUAUUAAUGUCAUACGUAUAAAUAUCAUUAAAUAAUUAAAUUAUAAUGUCUAUAUACAGAUUUGUGGCAAUUUCCAGGUUAACAUUACAAAGUAAUCGAUUAUGCUCCACGACAAUAGGGAAAUUUUACCAAAAACAGAAACCAAGAUAUAACGAAAAUGGGUUUCUCAUACAUUGUUGCACAAAACACACAGGCACAAUAAAAAAUGAAAAAGAGAAAUUGAGAACAUAUAUAGUACAAAGGUACAUAGAAUAUGUUAACAACUACACAAAAGUUUUAGAAAACAGAUUUCCGGCAGCAAUGAAAAUGUACAGAGUUUUUAGUGUAGGUAUUAAAGAUUUCUUAAAAGAUUUAAAGACUUACAUUGCAUUGAGGAUAAAAAUAGCUAAAAAUGGUGGUUUUACCAAUAUGUCUCGUCAAGAUAUAGAACUUUACCAGAAGAUGCCAUCAGACAUGUGGAGAAUCGCUCCUGUAUUAAUAUUAUCAGCUAUACCUUUUGGAAACUAUAUUAUAUUUCCUCUAGCGUUUUUGAAACCAAAGAAAUUGUUAUGCUCUCACUUCUGGUCAAUACAGCAAAAAGCUGAAUUUACUGUACAGGACUUAACAGAUAGACUUAGAAAUAACAAACCAGUCUUCCGAGCUCUGCAAGCAAAAAUAGAUUCUGUUUCUCCGAGGGAUUUGAAAAAGAAAUGGCAAAGAGUUAUUGGUUUGCUUGGUUCUGGAGUUCAUCCAAGCGCACAAGAAGUAUUGGCAUGCAAAGAUUUAUUUAGCAAGGAACCAUACAGUUUGUCUAAUUUGUCUUAUUCACACAUGGGACAUCUGCUAAAAAUGUAUGGAUUAAGAAAAACUAUAUUCAGGAGGAAAAAGUUAAAAUAUAAAGCAUUCUUAUUGCUACAAAUGGAUAAAGCUAUUACUCGGGAAGGUGGUGUAGAAACUAUGAGCACAGAAGCCUUAAGGAAUGCAUGUCUUAUCAGAGGAUUGAACAGCAGCCAUUUAUCUAAUCAAGACAUGAGAGAUUGGCUUUUACAAUGGCUCCAAGUGUCAGAAAACAUUGAUUCAAGUACAUUUUCGUUAUUACUUCACUGUCCAAUAUUUUUCGCAUAUAAUCAUCCACAAAAUUGGGUACUAAUUUAUUAAAUGUAUUUUACAUACAAUUUUAAAGUACUACACUUUUUUAAACAAAUAAACAUACUUUCUUUGCCUUUGAAGUUAAAUGUUCGGUUGUCACAUUAUUAUGUUACUAAAACAAAGAUGCAUGCUGUGAUGAUGAUGCAGUACAGGCAAAUGUUAUCAUUUUGUCCUGAUAUUAGUGCUACAGAACAUUUUUUUUUUUUUUUUGUAAUAAUUUAGUAAAACGAGUUGUUUUUUUUACUAGUAAAGUGUGUAGAAAUCCAAAACCAUAAGAGUAAAAGGUAAUUUGAGACGAUACUCAAUCAAAAAAUUCUUUGUAUCUACAUUUUAAACUAUUUACUUAUAGUUUAAAAUGGCGAUUUUAUUGUAUUGUACUAGUAGUACUUGAUUUAAGUUGACUAAAAGUAUAGUGGUUAUUAUUUCAAUCAAUCGGCAUAGCAAAUAGCAAUUAACUCAAUCCUUCGUACAUUAUUACAGACAUGGAUAUUGAGAGCUGAUCUUUUUUUGUACUAAACAAAGCAAUUUUCUGUUUGCGACUCCUGCAUAAUACGCAAAGCGAUCGCCACUCAAUCACCGAGCCCUCAAUAUCCGUGCUUAUACCUAUACUACUACUACCUUACUUUUCUGCUUAUCAAUUUCGCAGCAUUUAAUUGCUUUCUCCUGUAAAUAAAUUUUAUUAAUAUAAAUUCAUUUUUGAC
Molecule: messenger RNA, 1897 nt
Organism: Melitaea cinxia (Glanville fritillary)
Lineage: Eukaryota; Metazoa; Arthropoda; Insecta; Lepidoptera; Nymphalidae
Product: LETM1 domain-containing protein 1
Exons: 4
Coding region: 114-1205 (363 amino acids)
Biological process (GO): intracellular monoatomic cation homeostasis
Cellular component (GO): mitochondrial inner membrane
Molecular function (GO): ribosome binding
Source: RefSeq, a predicted model, not a curated record